Molecule: messenger RNA, 1415 nt
Organism: Mesorhabditis spiculigera
Lineage: Eukaryota; Metazoa; Nematoda; Chromadorea; Rhabditida; Rhabditidae
Source: the annotation of a GenBank genome assembly
CCAGCAACUCCUUGGACGAAGUCGGCCAGGAAGUCCAAAUCACCAUCUACCCUACCGAGGCCCAAAUCCGUGAUGGCAAGGACGCCUCGUUCGACUGCAGGGCCCGAACGGCUGAUAACUCUGUCUACCCGCCGGUCAGGUGGACCAAAGUUGGAGGCCCUCUUCCCCCUAACGCGCGCGAGAGCUCUGGUCGUUUGACCAUCUCACCGGUGUCGGCCUCUGACUCUGGAAGUUACGUCUGCCAAGCUGUGCAUAAUGGCCAGACCGUGGAGGCUACUGCGAAUUUGAACGUGCUUAGCUUCGGCCCCCAAGAGCUCCAGGGAAUCCUGCCCACCUCCAAGGCGUGCGGCCCUGAUGAGAGACAGUGCGGAAACAACGAAUGCGUCAAGAACGAGUACGUCUGCGAUGGCGAGCCCGACUGCCGAGACCGUAGCGACGAGCUGAACUGCCCGGCCAUGCGUCAGUGCGAGCCGAAUGAGCAUCGAUGUAACAACCAGCGUUGCGUACAGAAGAUGUGGCUCUGUGACGGAGAUGACGAUUGCGGUGAUGGGUCCGACGAGGUGAACUGUGGACAUGCCGCCCCUGGCGAUACCUGCAAGAAGACCGAGUUCAAGUGCCAUGACGGCCAACAGUGCGUCCCCUCAUCCUUCCACUGCGACGGCACUAACGACUGCCGCGACGGAUCCGACGAGAUUGGUUGCGUCCAGCCGACCGUUGUUGAACCCCCAGAGCCCCGUCUCCACGUUCAACGGGGCGCCACCUUCGAGCUGAAGUGCAAGGCCGUCGCCGUCCCCGAGCCGUACAUCAACUGGCGUCUGAACUGGGGCCCCGUUUGCGAGCCCCCACGUUGUGUCCAAACUUCCGAGGGUGGAGUUGGUGUGCUGACCGUCCAGGAUGCUCAGCCACUCGACCAGGGAGCGUACACCUGCGAGGCCAUCAACGUCAAGGGACGCGUAUUGGCCACUCCCGAUUGCAUCGUCCAAGUUGGAGAUGGAGACGUUCAGCCCCCACCGCCACCACCGCCACCACCAAGCCGCCCCGGAUUCCUCACCUACAACGAGCAGUGCCACGAGAAGUACUGGCGCCUGCCGCAGCGAUUCCUUGGAAACAAGGUCACCGCCUACGGUGGAAAGAUGGAGUUCGAGAUCGACUACCAGGGCACCGGAACGUUCACCCCCGACCCGAUGGUCGUGCUCAAGGGCAACCAGAUCAUCCUCGUGCACCGUGUUCGUGAUCAGGAGCACCGACUACAAGCUGGACGCCCGGCUAGGAUUACUAUUGAGACGUAUGAGAGCAACUGGGAGCAACUCAACGGCGCCCCGGCCACCCGUGAGGAUCUGAUGAUGGUGCUGGCUGAUUUGGACGGGUUCCUCAUCCGCGCCCACCACGUCGAGGAGCAGGACUCCACCAGCAGU